This is a messenger RNA of Trichechus manatus latirostris (Florida manatee), 2063 nucleotides long. It is a transcript of the gene EPN3, whose product is annotated as epsin 3. The transcript has 9 exons. NCBI's taxonomy places the organism in Eukaryota, Metazoa, Chordata, Mammalia, Sirenia, Trichechidae. Gene Ontology annotation, molecular function: phospholipid binding; clathrin binding. The record is from RefSeq and is a predicted model, not a curated record. Bases 138 to 2063 code for a protein of 641 amino acids. Gene Ontology annotation, biological process: endocytosis. Gene Ontology annotation, cellular component: endosome; clathrin vesicle coat; plasma membrane.
CCAUGUGGAACCCAAGGACACCACUGCUUUGCUGACAGCACAGCAGCCCCUCCUUCAAGACCGUGACCUUGCAACGGUGGCCCUUGGCCCUCCACCUCCGGCUGGGGCGGAGGCCGCCUGUCUCCAAAUCCCCAGCCAUGACGACCUCAGCACUGCGGCGCCAGGUAAAGAACAUCGUGCACAACUACUCUGAGGCAGAGAUCAAGGUGCGGGAGGCCACCAGCAAUGACCCAUGGGGCCCACCCAGCUCACUUAUGUCAGAGAUUGCUGACCUGACCUUUAACACGGUGGCCUUCUCCGAAGUUAUGGGCAUGAUAUGGCGGCGGCUCAAUGACAGUGGCAAGAACUGGCGGCAUGUGUACAAGGCACUGACGCUGCUGGACUACCUGCUCAAGACAGGCUCCGAGCGGGUGGCCCACCAGUGCCACGAGAACCUCUACACCAUCCAGACGCUCAAGGACUUCCAGUACAUCGACCGCGAUGGCAAGGACCAGGGCAUCAAUGUACGCGAGAAGGUCAAGCAGGUGAUGGCGCUGCUCAAGAAUGAGGAGCGCCUGCGGCAGGAGCGCACCCACGCCCUAAAGACCAAGGAGCGCAUGGCACUGGAGGGCAUGAGUGUCGGCAGCGGGCAGCUGGGCUUCAGCCGCCGCCAUGGCGAUGACUACGGCCACUCCCGUGGGUCCCCAUCCUCCUACAACUCCUCCUCCUCAUCCCCCCGCUACACCUCCGACCUGGAGCAGGCCCGGCCCCAGACAUCAGGAGAAGAGGAGCUGCAGCUGCAGCUGGCCCUGGCUAUGAGCCGCGAGGAGGCCGAGAAGCCGGUCCCCCCGGCCUCCCACAGGGACGAGGACCUGCAGCUGCAGCUGGCUCUGCGCCUAAGCCAGCAGGAGCACGAGAAGGAGGUGAGGUCCUGGCGGGAAGAUGACUCCUCCAAGGCCAAUGGCGCAGGGGCCACGGUCCACCGUUGGGAAGACCAAGAGCCCCAGAGAGAAGAGAGAAAGGAGGGGGAACAGCUGAAAACUAGCCAGUCCUCCAUCCUGGACUUGGCCGACAUCUUCGCACCCACCCCGGGCCCACCUUCCAUACACUGCUCUGCUGACCCAUGGGACAUCCCAGGUCUCAGGCCAAGCACAGAGCCCAGCGGCUCCUCCUGGGGGCCUUCUACAGACCCCUGGUCUCCGGUCCCCUCGGGAAAUGUCCUGUCCCGAAGCCAGCCCUGGGACUUGCCCCCCAUGCUCUCCUCCUCUGAGCCCUGGGGCCGGACCCCAGUGCUGCCUGCUGGACCCCCCACCAUAGACUCCUGGGCACUGAACUCCCCCCACCAUAAACUCGCCAGCACUGGGGCCGACCCUUGGGGGGACCCUAUGGAGAUUUCCAGUACACCUGGUGGUACCUCAAACUUUGACCUAUUUGCCAAAACCCCAGAACCCACAGAGACCAAGGAGAAGCCAGAGGGUGCCCAGGCCCUGCCCUCUGGGAAGCCCAGCAGCCCUGUGGAGCUGGACCUGUUUGGAGAACCCAUCCCCAGUUCCAAGCAAAACGGUACGAAGGAGCCGGAUGCUUUUGACCUGGAUGUGCUGGAGGAAGCGCUGACCCAGCCUAGCAAGGAGCCCCGAGCUUGCCGGACUCCUGAGUCCUUCCUGGGUCCCUCGGCCUCUUCCUUGGUCAAGCUUGACUCGUUGGUCAAGGCACCCCAGUCUGCAAAGAUCCAGAACCCCUUCCUCACAGGUCUCAGUGCUCCAUCCCCCACCAACCCGUUCGGCGGGGGCGAGCAGGGCAGGCCAACCUUGCACCAGGUGCGCACCGCGUCGCCAGCGCUGGGCCUAGCGGUCGGCGGGCCCGUCGAGGCGCCCCUGGGCUCCAUGACCUACAGCGCCUCCCUGCCCCUCCCACUCAGCAGUGUGCCGGCUGGGUUGACCCUCCCCUCCUCAGUCAGCGUCUUCCCGCAGGCUGGCGCCUUCCCGCCGCAGCCCGCAAGCCUACCGCAGCCGCUACUGCCCACGUCGGGCUCCACCGGCCCCCUGAACACGCCCUCGCUGGCGAACACCAACCCUUUCCUUUGA